CCACGGUAUCGCCCAAAAAGGUGCCGCCGCCUCCACCCCGUUUCGGCCCACAGAGAAAGAAGGACGCCACCACCACCUUUCCUCCUCUAGCCUCGUUGUCUCCGCCGCCGCCGCCUCCCCCGGUUCCUCCUCUGUCUCCGACCUCUCCGCCGAUUCCUCCGCCCUAAUCCGGCUUCAAGAUGUCGACUUGCACAGUUGUGGCUUCAUGCGCUCCUGCAAGCAACUUUGGGAUUAAAGCCUCCAUGGCUGCUGUGAAGGUCAACUCUGUGGGUUUCGCAGGCCACCGUGCUGUGAUUCCUAGCCUGAAGACUUCCAGGAACCUUGCUGCAAUGGCUGUCUACAAGGUAAAGCUUGUCACACCAGAGGGGGACGAGCACGAAUUUGAGGCUCCAGAUGAUACCUACAUCCUUGAUGCUGCUGAGACAGCAGGAGUGGAACUGCCAUACUCCUGCCGUGCUGGGGCAUGCUCCACCUGUGCUGGCAAGAUUGAGGCUGGCACCAUCGACCAGUCAGACGGGUCGUUCCUUGAUGACGACCAACAGUCCGAAGGCUAUGUCCUUACCUGCGUGUCCUACCCGAAGUCCGACUGCGUCAUCCAUACCCACAAGGAAGGCGAACUGUACUAGGGCUAUCCUGGAGGGGGUUUGUCAUCAAGAUGCAGAUGUUCUCGAAGCUGUUAAGCUACCCUCCUGCGUUUGUUUGUUGAGUAGUGCCCCUUGGGCAUAUUGAUUGACUUGUGUAAGCAUGGUGUAUAAAACCUGGUCUUUAAGAUCCUGCCGGUUCGAGUGUUCAUGAAAAAUACUGUGGUUAAAUAAAGCGUAAAAACUGUUUGGCAGAAUGCUGAACCAUGGAUAUGGUGUGCGAUGCUGCACUCUAAGCUUCUUGAUGUUGCAGUGGAUAAAGUGUUUUGUCAGUUCUUCGAUAA
This is a messenger RNA of Brachypodium distachyon (stiff brome), 925 nucleotides long. RefSeq names its product ferredoxin, root R-B1. Gene Ontology annotation, molecular function: electron transfer activity; 2 iron, 2 sulfur cluster binding. NCBI's taxonomy places the organism in Eukaryota, Viridiplantae, Streptophyta, Magnoliopsida, Poales, Poaceae. Bases 180 to 626 code for a protein of 148 amino acids. Gene Ontology annotation, biological process: electron transport chain. The transcript is spliced from 2 exons. The record is from RefSeq and is a predicted model, not a curated record.